CUUAAUCUGAAACCGUUGUUCCGUGAUGCUAUGUGUUCAUACAAUCGUUCGGUUACGACUUUGAUACUCUGCCUCUGCGGACACACCAAAUUGGCGCCACGGACUGCCGCGUCCCUGUAUAAUGUUGCUCCUGCUCAGUUCUAGACCGAUACACAAUUAUCCCAAAUACAGUUUUGGAAAGAUUUAACAAUCAGCUUUUCGGACUGUGAUCCUGUUCUACCAGUUCUUAAUCCAUCGGUGACGAAAACAGAGGAUGUUCAAAAACUUUUGCGAUUGCAUCUCAGAUCAGAGGAUCGCCGGAACUUCGACGGCCAUCUUAAAUGGCGCCUUAGCAGUGCUGGAUAAGGAUUGGGGAGUUCGUGUGAACACAUACACAUCCUGCUACAAAUAUUCGCAGAUAACUCAGACAGCUGCUAAUACCUUGGAUACUUUCUUCUCUCAGCUCCGGUGUUCUGUUUGGAAAUGUGACCAUGACAAUGUCCAAAAUAAGAGAUUUGAAGAAACCAUGCUGACACAACAAUUGAACUUUGAACUGUCGGAUUCUCGGGUCAGGGAUUGCCUAUUAAUACAGGAUGCAGAUAAGCUCCUUUGCGACAUGGCGUGCGACAUGGUUCGUGCGAGGGUUGCAAUCAAUGAACAUAAUAAAUUGCUUCUUCUUAAGGCAGCACAUGCCAAAAUGGAUCGACUGGAUUUCUCCCUUUCCCUCACGUAAUGCUCAGCAACCAUCGUUAGCAUUGUAGAAAUAUCGAAUGCCGCGAAAACAGUAGAUCUUGCCUUGAAAAAAGUGUGAUUUGUCGGAGCUGUGGUAACUCGGGUCAUUGUGCCUGAGUUUGUCGCUCUCGUACCAUUUGUCGCGUUAAUUCUUCCAUAACUGACCCUUGGGAUUUGUUUGCUAACGGUCAACAUCCUAAAUAUGUUAGCGAAACGGAGCACUCCAUGUCUUUGUUUGCACAUGAACCAAAAAUACCUUCAUCCGAUAUUCACCGCGUUUCAUGAUGUGCGAAGCAAACCCAUUCAUCCAGCUAUGAAGCUUGAUUCGGCGUCACCAACAACGAUGGUGUCAUAUGUCUUUAUAAGCAGAAUCUUUU
Messenger RNA from Dicrocoelium dendriticum, 1088 nucleotides. The record is from the annotation of a GenBank genome assembly. Lineage: Eukaryota; Metazoa; Platyhelminthes; Trematoda; Plagiorchiida; Dicrocoeliidae.